Cebus imitator (Panamanian white-faced capuchin) is the source of this 401-nucleotide messenger RNA. RefSeq names its product MHC class II transactivator-like. Lineage: Eukaryota; Metazoa; Chordata; Mammalia; Primates; Cebidae. The record is from RefSeq and is a predicted model, not a curated record. Bases 84 to 401 code for a protein of 105 amino acids. The transcript has a single exon.
CUUCACGUUUUGGAUACAGCAGGCCGGGUGAGCGGAGAUCCCAGGCACUGGCCAGGGCCACUGCCCUGAUUCCAACAGCUGCCAUGAACCACUUCCAGGCCAUCCUGACUCAGGUGCGAACGCUGCUCUCCAGCCAUCGGCCCAGCCUGGUGCAGGCCCUCCUGGACAGCCUGCUGAAGGAGGAGCUCCUCUCCAGGGAAUACCACUGCACCCUGCUCCAUGAGCCUGAUAGCGAGGCUCUGGCCAGGAAGAUCUCUUUGACCCUGCUAGAGAAAGGAGACCUGGACUUGGCCCUCCAGGGGUGGGCCUGGAGUGGGUUGCAGCCCCCAGCGACCAGGAAAGGCCCCAGCCACAGGGACCAUGGUGGUAAGUUGGCAUCACUUUUACUCAAGGAGAAAUGA